This is a messenger RNA of Camelus dromedarius (Arabian camel), 1594 nucleotides long. Its product is annotated as brain-specific serine protease 4-like. The record is from RefSeq and is a predicted model, not a curated record. The coding region runs from base 1 to 1587 and encodes 528 amino acids. Gene Ontology annotation, biological process: proteolysis. The transcript has 8 exons. Lineage: Eukaryota; Metazoa; Chordata; Mammalia; Artiodactyla; Camelidae. Gene Ontology annotation, molecular function: serine-type endopeptidase activity.
AUGCAGAGUGUGGAUUACGCCCUGGCCUUGUCCCACACUGUCCUAACUGCUGGGAGGCAGAAAAAUAUACCAGUAAAAUGCUUGAUAAAUUUUCUCUGCAGCAAAAACUCAGAGGCCCUGGCCCUGGUCCAGGUGGGGCUGAUUGAUCUUCAGGACCCUGCCCAGGCUCAAACUGUAGGCAUUCAUCGUGCCGUGCCCUACAUAGGCCCCAAGGGACCUUUGGGACCUGGACUAAUCUUCCUGGAACAACCACUACAUUUUCAACCCCUGGUGCUUCCUAUCUGCCUGGAGGAGAGCCUGGAGCAAGAGAAAAACAUACAACUGUAUGACUGCUGGCUACCCAGUUGGUCCCUUAUGAGAGGAAGUCCUGGAAUCCUGCAAAAAAGGCACCUAAGCAUCCUGCAAGCCAGCACAUGUGCCCAGUUUUGGCCCAGACUGAAUGAAUUUACUUUCUGCGUCGAAGCCAAGAAAGCUAUGGGGGAGGCUGGCUGUAAGGGUGACCUGGGGGCACCUCUGGUGUGCCAUCUGCAACAAAAGGACACAUGGGUGCAGGUGGGAAUCUUGAGUCACUUUGAUGAGCACUGCACAAAGCCCUACGUCUUCAGCCAAGUGAGCCCUUUCCUUUUCUGGCUCCAAGGAGUUACACGACCCAGCCAUGCACCCUGGUCCAAGCAAGGGGCAAUGACUACCUCUGCUUCCAUCUCCCUUUCGGCCGCUACCUCUACAAACGCGUCGGCUUUUACCUCCACUCCUGCUUCUAUCCGGCCACACUUCAUCUCUCUACCACAGCCUCAGACUUUGGCAGGUCAGAUUUCCCUGAGAUACGCCAUGCCUUGGCAGGCUUUGAUCAUCAGCUGUGGCAGUCAAGUUUGUAGUGGUUCCAUAGUAAGCAGCUCUUGGGUACUCACUGCUGCCCACUGUGUCAGGAACAUGAAUCCUGAAGACACUGCUGUGAUACUGGGCCUGAGGCACCCUGGGACACCUCUGAGAGUUGUUAAAGUGUCUACCAUCCUGCUGCAUGAGAGAUUCCGGUUGGUGAGUGGGGCAGCAAAAAAUGAUCUCGCAUUGCUUCUCCUUCAAGAGGUCCAGACUCCCCUUCAGCUUUUGGCACCCUUGGGCCAUAUGAAGACCCUGAAUAGCUCAGAAUGCUGGCUGUCUGGGCCACGAAUUCUUAAACCAGGAGAGGCAGAUGAAAAUCCAGAAAUAUUGCAGAUGCAAGUGAUGGGAGCUUCAAGCUGUGCCCACCUCUACCCUGACAUAGGCAGUUCUAUUAUUUGCUUCAUCACACAGGACAAAGACUCAGAAACAAAUGUGGAACCAGUGAGUCCAGGCAGUGCUGUUAUGUGCAGACAAAUGUCUGGGAAUGGCAGCUGGAGACAGAUAGGCCUCACCAGUCUGAAGGCACUGGCUACAACUGUGAGCCCCCACUUCUCCUGGAUAUUAUCAACUUCAGCAAAAGCAGGGCAUCCCCUAAACCAGGCACUGAUGCCUUGGGUGCAAAAACCCAAGUCCUGUAGUCUCCUAAAACAGCCAACGACACUGACACUUUCUUCAGUGGUAAUUAUUGCAGUACAAAGUCUUUUGUAACUCCGUG